This is a messenger RNA of Apiotrichum porosum, 1413 nucleotides long. RefSeq lists its product as uncharacterized. The coding region runs from base 1 to 1413 and encodes 470 amino acids. Lineage: Eukaryota; Fungi; Basidiomycota; Tremellomycetes; Trichosporonales; Trichosporonaceae. The transcript is spliced from 4 exons. The record is from RefSeq and is a predicted model, not a curated record.
AUGCUGGACCAUGAACGGCCAGCACCAAAGACCCACCGUCGACCCCGCUACUGGGGCCGGCGGGGCUAUCUGCCUCUCAGCCUCAAUGACCGCCACAUUCGCCGUCACCAUCCCGCCGCCUUGUCCAACGUAGCAAGGGUGGCCAUCCGCAUCCUCCCCUUCGCCGUCGCCCUCCUCAUCGGCAUGGCCAUGGGAGCGCACCACCCGCUCUACAUGUCAAUCUACACGCGGCGUCCAGCGACCGCACGCCUCCUCCCGCCGACCCUCCCGCCACCGCUCGACAUGUCCGCCACUGCGUCGCUCGUGCAUGGCCUGCACCUCCCGCCGUCGUUACCCCUCCCGCGGUCGCCGGUCCCCAGCAUCCUGCACUACGUGUACGGCCUCGGCCCACGCUCGCUCCAAAAGCCGUUCCCGUACUACGCCCACCUGGCCAUGCGGAGCGCGCUGACGACGCUCAAGCCCGACAAGGUCAUGUUCCACUGUGUCCACGAGCCGUAUGGAUACUGGUGGGACCAGGUGCGGUCGUAUGACGGCUGGGCGGUGGACACCAAGGGCCAGCGGCGCGGGCGCGUCGAGGUCGUCAAGGCGCGCGAUGUGACGUGGGUGGGAAAGGAGCGGGCGCCAGUACACCAUUCCCAUACCCACGCCCGUCGAGGCUGUGACGGUUUGCAGAUGGGACGGGUGCUAACACACCAGUUUGCACACAAGGCCGACAUCCUCCGCCUCGAGAUCCUCCUCGAGCACGGCGGCAUCUACCUGGACAUUGACACGUUCGUGCUCCGCCCCUUUGCGGACCGCCACACCGGCCUCGAUCUCAUGCAGUACGACACGGUGCUCGGGAUGGAGGCGCGGGCGCUGGACGUCGCCCACGGCCCCCGGUCCGACGACGAGAUGCGUCCCAAGGGCCUGUGCAAUGCCGUCAUUGUCGCGCGCCCCGGUGCCGACUUUGUCAAGCUCUGGCUCCAGAGCUACGACACGUUCCGGUCCUCCAAGUGGACCGAGCAUUCGGUGGAAAUGCCGUGGACGCUCGCGCGCCUGUACCCCACGCUCGUGACCGUGCUGUCUGACCGGGCGUUCUUCUGGCCCCUCUGGACGGCGGACCACAUCCACGCUGUGCACACGACUGCCGAGUACGACUUUGCCGCGUCGGGCCAGCUGGCGUACCACGCCUGGGAGUCUGUGGCGCGGCCAUACCUCGAGACGCUGGACCCCGAGUCGAUCGUGCGUGUCGACUCGAGUUUUACGCGCAUGGCCAGGCGGUUUAGGGAGAAGGGGGAGAGAAUCAAGUGGAGGAAAGCACAGGCUGCUGCUGUCGGUCUCGCGAGGGCCGAGAAGGACGAGGAAGAGGAGGAGGGGGACUGCGAUGAUGGCGAGUGCGACGAGGCUGGCGUCGACACCAGAGGCCAUGACUAG